UAAUUGUGAAUUGUUUUAUUUUUAAACGUCAACUAUCGAGUGCUUUAAUUUAAAAUGAUGGAAGUUUUAAAUUAUCUUGAUGGAGAAAUCAAAACCUCUUUUGAAUUACUACCUGAUGAAAUGGUGGUGUAUGUUUUGAGUUUUGUGGAUACAGACACUCUUCUGAAUUGUAGACUUGUUUCUAAAAGAUGGCUAGACCUCAUAGAAGCAUAUGUGUUCCAAGAAAAGGCAUCACGAGAAAAUGAGUAUGUGAAUAAUGGUAAUGGAUAUUUCAGUUUCUCAGAAAUUGAUACGAAUACUGUGAGAAAACUUGAUUUGCCUUGGUAUAUAUUUUAUGUGAUAUGCAAACAUGAUCCAUUCAACAGAAAUUUAGUAAAAAAUCCCUGUGGACAUGAAGGACUCAAAUACUGGGUUUCAACUAGUUAUCAUAACAUGUGGAUUGUUGAAAAAUCACCAGAAGGUGCUUCUCCAUUGCCUAAUGAUCCAGAUUUUGAUGGACAUACGAGUUGUUUUGUGUCUACAUAUCGUCAGUGUUCUAAACAACAAAAAAUCAUAUUUAAAGAUUAUGGUUUGAACAGCACUGUAAUGAAAUAUCUUAAUCCAGAAAUUUUUGUUAGUGAAUGGUAUUCUGGUCGUUUUGACUGUGGUUGUAAAUAUACAUUAAAAGCAGCUAUUCAUGAUAGUAAUGGUAAAUUAAUAGAACAACACAAUUAUAAUGAUGUUUUACCACAAUGGGAAGCAAAUAUUUGGACCAAGGCAUCACAUUCCUUUAAAAAUCAAAGUGAUGCAAAUCACUUGAUUUUAUAUCAUUCUGGAGUAGAUACACAAUUUUGGGCUGGUCACUAUGGUACUAAAAUAUCGGGUUCUGUAGUAAAAGUUAUACUGCCUAUAAGAUUCAAAUGUGCUGAGAAAUAAAUUUAUUAUUUAUAUUUUUCUUACAAAUGAUAAUAAAUUACACAUU
Molecule: messenger RNA, 961 nt
Organism: Sipha flava (yellow sugarcane aphid)
Lineage: Eukaryota; Metazoa; Arthropoda; Insecta; Hemiptera; Aphididae
Product: F-box only protein 27-like
Exons: 4
Coding region: 55-915 (286 amino acids)
Biological process (GO): SCF-dependent proteasomal ubiquitin-dependent protein catabolic process; glycoprotein catabolic process
Cellular component (GO): cytoplasm; SCF ubiquitin ligase complex
Molecular function (GO): protein binding; ubiquitin protein ligase activity
Source: RefSeq, a predicted model, not a curated record